Molecule: messenger RNA, 5748 nt
Organism: Podarcis lilfordi (Lilford's wall lizard)
Lineage: Eukaryota; Metazoa; Chordata; Lepidosauria; Squamata; Lacertidae
Source: the annotation of a GenBank genome assembly
GGGACCCCUGACCAUUAGGUCCAGUCGUGACCGACUCUGGGGUUGCAGCGCUCAUCUUGCUUUAUUAGCCGAGGGAGCCAGCGUACAGCUUCUGGGUCAUGUGGCCAGCAUGACUAAGCUGCUUCUGGAGAACCAGAGCAGCGCACGGAAACGCCAUUUACCUUCCCGCUGGAGUGGUACCUAUUUAUCUACUUGCACUUUGACGUGCUUUCAAACUGCUAGGUUGCCCAGCAAAAACAGCAACAUCUUCCAUGUCAGGCGAAGGGAGAGGCUUGGCAUCUAGCUGGUAGAGGGGGUUACAGGUUUCGGGGGCAGCCAGUGGCAACGGGAUCGCUUGCCUGAUCAACGCCACUUAUGCCAGAGUUCUGGAAUCGAACGCUUAUCUCUAGACUGUCAUUCUGGACAUGCAAAUAAAUCCUCCUCUGUUCUUAUUAAGCUGUUGUUUUGAUGGCAUUACGAAGCAGCCGGGGAUUGCAAGAUCCUGAUUUGAGUGCAAAAUCCUGAUUGAUUGAUUUUUUUGGAAAGAGAGAGAUCUACAGUGCUUGCUACGCUCCGGUAUUGCAUCUGGGCUAGAUGAGCUGUGCAGGAAAUAGCACAGUUUACGUGGUAAGUGUUUCACGAAGGAUAAAUGCACAAUUGAUCACGGCAGGAGUGGGAAUGGGAUAAGUUUUAGGGGGCUGCUGAAUUAUAAAAGGGUUCCUUUUCUCUCUGAUAGAUGGAUUUUACCUGUCGUGCAUAGAAACGUCAGUGUUUGAGAACUGCUCCUGAAACAGGGAAGGAAAAUUAGUAUGCAUAUCUUAACACCGGUAGGGUUUCUUCCUUCCUUCACUGAAUCUGAAAUUUGACUUGGCUCUUAACACCCAGUCCUUUUAAAUGGGUAAAAUAUGGUCUAAAUCUGUGUAUAUUGCAGUAUUUUCCAGGUAGUGGUGAUAAUAAUAAUAAUAAUAAUAAUAAUAAUAAUAAUAAUAAUGAAUUUAUUAUUUACACCCCACCCAUCUGGCUGGGUCCCCCCAGCCACUCUGGGCGGCUUCCAACAAAACACUAAAAUACAAUAACCUAUUAAACAUUAAAAGCAAAUAUGGGAUGUUGUGGUUGUUGUUUAGUUGUUUAGUCGUGUCCGCCUCUUCGUGACCCCCUGGACCAGAGCACGCCAGGCACUCCUGUCUUCCGCUGCCUCCCGCAGUUCGGUCAAACUCAUGCUGGUAGCUUCGAGAAUACUGUCCAACCAUCUCGUCCUCUGUCAUCCCCUUCUCCUUGUGCCCUCCAUCUUUCCCAACAUCAGGGUCUUUUCCAGGGAGUCUUCUCUUCUCAUGAGGUGGCCCAAGUCUUGGAGCCUCAGCUUCAGGAUCUGUCCUUCCAGUGAGCACUCAGGGCUGAUUUCCCUAAGAAUGGAUAGGUCUGAUCUUCUUGCAGUCCAUGGGACUCUCAAGAGUCUCCUCCAGCACCAAAAUAUGGGAUAAACGGUAACAAAUAUCUACUUAAGAGAUAUACAGCCUAUAACUAGCCACUAGGGACCACUGCUUUCCUAUUUUUUAAACCAUUGCAUCCUCUGAACACCCUAAGCCUGUGGACAGAUACAGAUGGGCAUGUAGCUAUGUCUGUGCAUAGUAUUUGUGUACGUAUGCAAGAUGUUGGGAUUCCGAUAUGCUGUCAUUUACAGCACACCCCUCAUAAUGUCACUGUGAAGUAAUGAAAUAAAAAACACACAUCUGUAUUUAUUGUCCUGUAUGACUUCUGGCUGUUUGGGAUGGCUAUAGCAGCAUACAUUCUGUACGCAAAUAUUCCAGAUUCAGUCCAUGACAUCUUUAGGUGGGGUUCAGAAAGACCCUUGUCUGAAACAAGAUUUGAAUGUUUCCCCAUCUGAAAUGUUAAAUGGAAGUGGCUGGCGUCCCAGGAUGUUGAAUGCAUGAAACACAUCUUAUUAUACUGUAGUCUCUAUAAACAGGUUAAAAAGGUAAAGGGACCCCUGACCAUUAGGUUUAGUUGUGGCCGACUCUGGGGUUGCGGCGCUCAUCUCGCUUUAUUGGCCGAGGGAGCUGGCGUGCAGCUUCCGGGUCAUGUGGCCAGCAUGACUAAGUCCCUUCUGGGAAACCAGAGCAGCGCACGGAAACGCCGUUUACCUUCCCGCCGGAGCGGUACCUAUUUAUCUACUUGCACUUUGACGUGCUUUCGAACUGCUAGGUUGGCAGGAGCAGGGACCGAGCAACGGGAGCUCACCCUGUCGCGGGGAUUCGAACCACCGACCUUCUGAUUGGCAAGUCCUAGGCUCUGUGGUUUAACCCACAGCGCCACCCGCCUACAGGUUAGACAGCACCUAAUCAAACUAAUAUUAAUAGAAAAACAUGGAAUUGCUGACUCCUUUUACGUUAAGGUUCUGCUUGAGGAUAAGAUACAUACUAUUACACUGGCUGUAGCAAAAUUCCUCUCACUAAGAAUAAGAAAUCAGUAUGUAGCAGUGAGAAUGUUAAUAGCCAAUAAUUGGAAAGGAAAUUACGUUCCAACCAAAGAAGAAUGGCUGAAUAAAUAAAGCAAACCCCUCUGACAUGAAUUUAUAUCUCCUCGCAGACAUAGAUAAGUAUGUGACCUGGCGUGUACCACUCUUUGCAACUGCCGCUAGGAAAAUUAUAUAGCCAAGAUAGCCACCAAAUGUAAAGGAGAUGAAUUUAUUUGACCCUAUCUACAUCAAGGUAUAGUCUAUCUUUAUCACCAAACUCCAAAUAUAAUUGCACAUUGUAUUAAUUAACAUUAUUUUUUAAGAUAUUAUUGGCCAUGUGGUGAUUUUAGCCUAUAAAUUUUAUUGUUUAAUGUCUUAACCUGUAUAUUAAGGUAUUUUUAUAGCUCCGUUUAGAGUAGGUAAUGUCUUGAUAAUGUAAAUGUUUUAAGUUUUUUUGUAUUCAUCCAGCGUAUUUUCUUUUAAUUGUUGAAUGAUUCUGUGUACAUUGUGGGCCUUUGGCUAUGUGCAAUAAAACUGACUGACUGACUGACUACAGGAACAUUACAAAACUUGAAUUUUAUUUUUCUCUGUCUUUCUCUCUCUCCUCCCUCUUAUUUUAGAUCUCGUUCCACAAUGUUGAAGAGCACUGAUGAUGCCUCCCUCUUCCUUUGGGUCCGCCACCUGCCCGCCUGAUAAGACUUGGCUCCAGAAUGAACAUAGCGUCCGUGUUUAAUGCCUUGCUAGUGUGCAUCCUUGCGGCUGUGCUGUGGAAAUACGUCAAGCUGCAAGACCACGUCUCCGUCUUGGAAGAGGAGUUGCUCCUCACUCGCCAGACGCAACAGCUCUCUCAGGUCCGCAUUGACUACCAGGCUGCUCUUCAAGACCUGCUGCAAGAUGGCACCAGGAUGGUGUGCGCCGGCAAGAUCCACACGGAUCGGAUCUGCCGCUUUGAAUCCCUCUGCUAUUCCACAGAGGCGGAAGAAUUCAUCUUCUUCCACAGCAACUCCUCGGUCAUGCUCCCCAACUUGGGCUCCAGGAGAUUCCAGCCUGCCCUACUUGAUCUCUCCUCGGUGGAAGACCACAACACACAGUACUUCAACUUCGUGGAACUGCCAGCCGCGUCCCUUAAAUUUAUGCCAAAGCCAGUGUUUGUCCCUGACGUGGCCCUGAUCCUGAACCGAUUCAACCCGGACAACCUGAUGCAUGUUUUUCACGAUGAUCUCCUCCCGAUCUUCUACACCAUGCAGCAGUUCCCAGAUUUGAACCAGGAGGCCAGAUUGUUUUUCAUGGAAGGCUUUAGUGAAGGCUUGCAUUUUGAGCUGUACAAACUGUUGAGCAGCAAGCAGCCGCUGUUAAGAGAGCAGCUUAAGACUCUGGGCCGCCUUCUCUGCUUCACCAGGUCGUACGUGGGACUGUCCAAAAUCACCACGUGGUACCAGUACGGGUUUGUCCAGCCGCAGGGGCCGAAAGCCAACAUCCUGGUCUCCGGGAACGAGAUCCGCCAGUUUGCCAAAUUCAUGACAGAGAGGUUCAAUGUAAGCUUGGAAGGGACACCCAGCGAAGAAUAUAUUGUGGUAUUCAGCCGAACCAUAAACAGGAUAAUCCUCAACGAGGCGGAACUCAUUCUGACGCUCGCCCAGGAAUUCCAGAUGAAAACCAUUACCGUUUCCAUCGAAGACCACGCAUUCUCGGAUAUCGUGCGCCUGAUCAGCAACGCCUCCAUGCUAGUCAGCAUGCACGGAGCGCAGCUCGCAAUGUCCCUCUUCCUUCCCAGGGGAGCCACUGUGGUGGAGCUUUUCCCGUACGCCAUAAACCCUGAGCACUACACACCUUACAAAACGUUGUGUGCCCUUCCUGGCAUGGACCUCCAGUACGUCGCCUGGCAGAACACCGAGAAGGAGAACACGGUCGCUUACCCAGACAGGCCCUGGGAUCAAGGAGGAAUCGCCCACUUAGACAAGGCGGAGCAGGACCGUAUCUUGGCAAGCAGCGAGGUUCCCCGACACCUCUGCUGCCGGAACCCGGAGUGGCUUUUCCGCAUCUACCAGGACACGGAAGUCAACAUUGCUUCCCUGAUCCAGGCGGUCAGGCAGACUGUGAAGACGAAGCCUGGGCCUAAGAGGCAGGCAUGGACCAAUGGCAAAGGCAUCUACCCGGGCAAAGUCAGAGGUGCCAAGUGCCAGACCUCCGUCCAGGGCGCCAGCGAAGCCAAACUCUCUGUGUCCUGGCAAAUCCCUUGGAACCUGAAGUACCUGAAGGUCAGGGAAGUGAAAUACGAAGUGUGGAUACAGGAGCAAGGGGAAAACACGUACGUGCCUUACACCUUGUCCCAUCAGAACCACACCUUUUCGGACAACAUCAAGCCCUUCACAAACUACCUAGUGUGGAUCCGCUGCAUUUUCAACAAGAAUCUCCUCGGGCCCUUUGCAGACGUGCUGUUGUGUAGCACAUAAUCACCACCCAGUUGCUUUUUUUUUGGGGGGGGGGAGUUGAUUCCAGCAAGGGGCUUUGAAAUAAGGCAGAGUGGUCCCCAUAUAGUCCUGUAGUUUUCCAAGCAGCUGACCAGGACUUGUAGACCACGCUAGUGCCUCUGUGUCCAUUUUAUUAUGUUCAUUAUCGUGCCCGUCUCUGUGGCAUUAUUUCCUGUCGGUGUUUGAGUUCUCUUGGUCCUUGAAAAUGAAAAUGAAAUGGAAGGUAGAUGUCGUACCUUGACACAAUAACCGGAACAUCUCUCUCUUUUGUGUAGUGAAUAUUUUAAGCCAAGAUUUCUGAUGGAAUUUAAGUCUCUCUUUGAAUGGGCAAUCUCUUUUGCGUUCUCCACUGUUCAGUUUAUGUUUUAUGCUUCCCUCCCCAAAUAUCUGUCUCCAAGAGCAACAUAUCUGGUACCAGAGUCCGUCAUUAAAUUGUUGAAAACAUGUCUAUAAAUGUACAAAAGUAUGGUUUUCCUUUCGUCUGGGGUUCUCGCCUUCCUCCUUUCUGAGAUUGGUCGGAACCCCGCAGCAGCAGUCUAUACCUCGUUGUCAGGGAACUGCCAUCAGCUCAGAGGCGGGAGAUGGAAGGGCAGUUGUGUUAUAGGGAGACCCGGAAACUGCAAUUAAGCCAGAAUGCAGCAGCUAGACUGGUGACUGGGAGUGGCCGCCGGGACCACAUAACACCGGUUCUGAGAGACCUGCAUUGGCUCUCAGUACGUUUCCGAACACAGUUCAAAGUGUUGGUGUUGACCUUGAAAGCCCUAAACGGCCUCAGUCCUGUAUCCCUGAAGGAGCGCCUCCACCCCCAUCGUUCUGCCCAGACACUGAGGUCCAGCUCCGAGG